CUCGUGGGAAAAUUGCCAGGUUGCCAGCCACCGAGGUAUUCAUCCCAGCCACUCUAUUACCCACCCAACUCCAUCGGUAUCAGAGAGGAAGAAACGGACAAGGAGGGGGAAUAAGGAUCUUGUUCCUUCCAUUUUAUUCAACCUCAAAUAUAAUAAGUUAACUGCCGCCUAUUUGCCGUGUUUUUCGAGCUCUUAUCGUUGUUAUCAGAACUGCCAGCCGCCGCCAAUCAUCAUCGUUUCUUGGCGGCUUGACCACCGCUGAUCGUUUUGGCGCCACAACACUCGUGAAUUCUUCGAAACAUCGGCAAACCUGGCAAACCAUCCAAGGAACUUAAGGAGGAGAGGUAGUACCCUGGCCAUAGGAAAGCUGUGUGUCAGGUCGUCUCCCCCAACCUCGAGACCUCAACCUGCCUCGGAGAGCAGGUUCUGAACUUCGCUAGCUGUUUAUAUACUCGUUGAGCCAGAAAGCGCCGCCCAAUCGAGUUCAACGGCUUUCGACCCAAUACGUGGUGAUUGCAGGUUGGCAAAUAAACGCACAACUAGUCUCGGUUUUGAGGGGCUGCUAGAAUCGUACACCAACAUCUCACCGUUUCAACCAACCUCUAUAUCCAAUGCUCAACACCGAAUCGAGACCAAGACAUCCUUCUCCAAUAGUCCGCAACCUGACGUUUGCCCACAGCCACUCUACGAGCCAACUUCCUAAUGGCAAACGAUCCAUCUACCCAAUGCACGGAGAUAGCGCAAGUUCAAUAGAUGCUCCAACGGCUUCCAAGUUGGGUGCAUCCUCCAAAACCACAACUUGUUCGAAGACAACAAAUACGUACCCUCGCCCAAUCCACCAUAGAGCGAAAACCGAAAUUCUUUCUUUCCCAUCUACUAAAACCAGCCCUAAUGGCACCGGAUACUUAGACCUUGAAGAGGUUAAUCUGGAGCCUAGCAUUGCAGAAAAUCCUACGUCACCGCCGAAAUUAAACCGCCAAACGACGCUAUUCAAAGGUCUUUUCCAAGGGGGAUCUGCUUUAGUUCCCUUUGGCCAAAUACCUUCUUAUAACGCUAAAGAUACCUGCAACGCCGACAGGACCGACAAAACAACGCAAAUGGCAGAACCACUCUCUUCACAACCUCAAAGCAAAUUCACAAAGAAGAUAAGCAUGCCUUCCCCACUUAGACAAAUGAGCUACACUUCUCGAUUUUCGCUUUUUGGCUCCAAAACUCAGGACUCGAAACAAAAUCAACUACCUGACCCUGCAGUCGAUGAGUUUCUAAAUCUCGAUGCCGGCUCCGAGCUUUUCCCAGAGGGCUCGACCGAUCUUCCGACACCUGAAGCCCUCAAAAGUCUCCAGCAUAACGCAGAGCGUGUAAUUAGACGACUCCAGUCUGCAUAUAAAUCACGGACGUUCGCACUUCACCAAACACUAGCAGAAAAAUCGUCGCUAGGAGAAGAGCUACAAGAGACGCAUUCACGUCUACGUAACAUCAAAAAUCAACUGGACGGGAUGGCAGAAAAAGUACACGAACAGGACAAAGCUAUGAAAGCGAUGGCAGAGGAACUUAAACUGGAGCGCCAAAUGCGCCAAGAGGAAGAGGAAGCACGACAACGAAAUAUUAUUCUUGACACGGAGUCCGAACCGUCACAGGAUCACAACAGUGACCACAGCUGCAAUUGCACCAUCCGAGAAAGAGCCAGAGACGGCUUAGAAGUCAAAUCUAUAAGUCGUCAUAACAAACGCUCUAGCGGGGUCACAUUCUCCAGCGACUCAGGCUUCGAAUCCAGCGACGAGAGCAUCGCUGAAAGUAUAUUUUCACGAAAAUGUGACAAUCCGGAUUCACCCUCGACAUUAGCGACGAGGGCCUCCGGCACCUCAUCGCCAGAUAUCAGCGUCUCUGUUGGGACGCAACCUCCAGUGCCAUCCAAAUCGCCAAAACCCGCGCCAAAACCCGCGCCAAAACCAUCCGCUUAUGACAGAAUGCUCAGGAGUAUCUCGUCAGCAAACCUUGGGGUUUCUCUUAUGGGUUCGAGCGCGUUUUCUACAUCCAAAUGCUCCAACUGCCACGGCGCCACCGCGUCAGAUGCGUGGGGUGUGGUUUCCGUGCUUCAGGAGGAAAAUCGGGGGCUCAAAAAUAGGAUUGAGGAAUUGGAGGUUGCUAUUGAUGAGUGUAUUACGCUCGCUGGUGGUUGA
Molecule: messenger RNA, 2180 nt
Organism: Histoplasma capsulatum G186AR
Lineage: Eukaryota; Fungi; Ascomycota; Eurotiomycetes; Onygenales; Ajellomycetaceae
Exons: 1
Coding region: 612-2180 (522 amino acids)
Source: RefSeq, a predicted model, not a curated record